AUGAAUAGAAUAAAAUGGUCCCUGGUUAUAAUACGCCGCCAAACGGGACGCUCCCGGCGGGGGCUCCAGCGCGCUGGACUUCAGGAAGUAGGUCUGAAAAGUGCGCGCGCCGGCUUACGUAAUCGUUACGUAAGGGGCGAGCGGGGGCUGCAGGGGUUGUGCGCGGCCCGAGCGGGGCCGGGGCGAGGGGGCGAGGGGGAGGGGGCCGUCGGACGGGGGCGAAGGCGCCGAGAAUCGAUUCCCAUCCGCAGUCCGGCUCGGCGCUCGAACAUGGCAGACAAGAAUAAGGUUGCUGAACAAUACUACGCCCCACCGCCGGACCUAGGCAAAUGGGAGGGCUUCAGGAUCUUCCUGUGGAACUCCGAGACGGGCCAGUUCCUCGGCCGCACGGGCUCCAGCUGGGCUAAAAUCCUCCUGUUCUACCUCAUCUUCUAUGCCAUCCUCGUGGGGUUCUUCGCCGCUUUGCUGGCGAUCUUCUACCAAACGCUGGACUACAAAACGCCCAAGUGGCAAAUGGACGGCUCCCUGAUCGGCAACAACCCAGCCGGCGUGCUCAUCAACAUCGAGUGCAAGGCGUGGGCGAAGAACAUCCAGUACGACCGGUACGAGAGGCGCGGCUCCGUUCACUUCGAGCUGAUGGUGGACCGCUCC
Messenger RNA from Iphiclides podalirius (scarce swallowtail), 651 nucleotides. The record is from the annotation of a GenBank genome assembly. NCBI's taxonomy places the organism in Eukaryota, Metazoa, Arthropoda, Insecta, Lepidoptera, Papilionidae.